This is a messenger RNA of Corapipo altera (White-ruffed manakin), 2497 nucleotides long. It is a transcript of the gene EGR4, whose product is annotated as early growth response 4. Gene Ontology annotation, molecular function: RNA polymerase II cis-regulatory region sequence-specific DNA binding; DNA-binding transcription factor activity, RNA polymerase II-specific. Gene Ontology annotation, biological process: regulation of transcription by RNA polymerase II. The record is from RefSeq and is a predicted model, not a curated record. The transcript has 2 exons. Lineage: Eukaryota; Metazoa; Chordata; Aves; Passeriformes; Pipridae. The coding region runs from base 399 to 1883 and encodes 494 amino acids.
CCCUGGAUUGCCCCAAGCACCCCGCAGCACCCCCCGGAUUGCCCCAAGCGACCCGGAGCAUCACCCGGAGGGUCCUUGGCAUCCACCCCGAGCAUCCCUCGGGUCGGUCCCGACAGCCCGAGCAUCCCCCGGCUCCCCGCUGAGCAUCCCUCGGAUCGCUCCGGGCACUCCGAGCAUUCCCGGCUCAUCCCGAGCAUCCCAGGCUCGCCCCGAGCAUCUCCCGUCUCGCCCCUGAGCAUCUCCUGGCUCAUCUCGAGCAUCUCCAGGCUCAUCCCGAGCAUCUCCAGGCUCAUCCCGAGCAUCUCCCGGCUCAUCUCGAGCAUCUCCCGGCUCUCCCCGAGCAUUCCCGGCUCGUCCCAGCCCGCCCCCCCCCUGCUCGGGCCGUUUCUCCAGGGAAGAUGCUCAACGUUAUGGAUUUCUCCUGCCCGGAUCCGCUUUACUCCAAGUACGAGGAGAGCUGCGAGAUGAAAACCGGAGACCUGCAGGGCUUGGGGCAGCCUGAGCAGCAACUUCUGGCAGAGGCCGAUUUCCUCGGAGGUGAGCUGGUGGGCGUCCCGGCGAGCGGCGGGGCCGUGGAUUAUUCCCUGCUGGGCAGCCAACCCUCCCCUUCCCUCAGCUACACCGGCAGCUUCUUCAUCAAGGCGGUACCGGAGCAUCCCCAGGACCAGGAAUCCCUGUUCAACCUCAUGUCGGGCAUCCUGGGCAUCUCCCCUUUCUCCUCCUCUUCCGAGAGCCACCCGAGGCACCUGGACGCUCUUUACCCCUGUCCCGAGGUGGCUCAGGGCCAGCUGGACCUUUACCCCACCUGCCAGCCCGAAAUGAGCGGAUCCACCCAAGCCCCCUUCCCGGAGCAGGGAUACGGCGGAUUCCCCACGGCCGAGGGGGCUCAGCCCCUGCAGGCACAGCCCGCCUUGGGAAACACCUCCCAGUGCUUCUUCCAGCCCAAGCUCCUGGACAACAAGCAGGAUAUCAAGCUGUCCUCUGGUUCUCCACCCCUGGACAAGUUCAAAGCCCCCUGUGCCCAGUGGGAGCCCCUCACCCAGCACCAGACCUACUUGCCCACCGGAUACCCUUCUCCCGAAGCGUUCCCGGCUGGAGAGAGCAGCCAGGGGCUGUUCCACCCUCUGGGCUCCAAGAUGGAGAGCGUCCUGUCCGUGAGCUGCCAGUCGGAGCUGGGCAGCCUGGCAGAGGAUGCCGCCUGCUUCGGAGCCCAUCUGGGAUUUGGCUGCGAGCCAGAAAACUUCCCGGCCCGCGGGGACUUCGCCGACGCCAAGAUCCACAACAUCCCUCCUCCGCUGAUGCCGGAAUUCGACGCCACCGCCUUGGCCCAGCCGGAGGUGCUGCCGGGCCUGAUGAGCUCGGCCGAGCUCCUCCACCCUCACCCCUCGCCCUCCGUGCCCCCCACCACGGACUUUUUGGGCCACGCCGCCGCCUCCUCCUCCUCCCUCCCUUCCCUGCUUCCCGCCAACCCUCCCGCCCUGGCCCAGGAGCCCAAGAAGAAAACCCGCCGCGCCAAGUGCUCCUCCAAGUGCUUCUGCCCCAAGCCCCACGAGAAGGCCUUCGCCUGCCCCGUGGAGAACUGCGUCCGGAGCUUCGCCCGCUCCGACGAGCUCAACCGGCACCUCCGCAUCCACACGGGCCACAAGCCCUUCCAGUGCCGCAUCUGCCUGCGGAAUUUCAGCCGCAGCGACCACCUGACCACCCACAUCCGCACCCACACGGGCGAGAAGCCCUUCUCCUGCGACACCUGCGGGCGCCGCUUCGCCCGCUCCGACGAGAAGAAGCGCCACAGCAAAGUCCACCUGAAGCAGAAGGCCCGGACCGAGGAGAAGCUCAAGGGCCUGGGGUUCUUCUCCGUGGGUCUCUCCUUCGGGACGCUGUGAGACCUCCGGCGUGAGCAGCGCCGGGAGACGGCGUUUCCCGAGGUUCCCCCCGAGCGUCUCACGGGAGAGCCGGGGUGGGAAUUCCCUCCCGGAGAGGAGGGAAGGAUGGGCCGUGCCCGGGGGAAGGAGAAGGGCACGCGGGAGGCGGAGGCGACGCCGCGGUGCCGGAGGUGGGAUGUGGAGCCAAUCUCCAAAUCCUGUGUUUUACACGGCUCCUGUUCCAAGGAGGGGGAAAGGAGAAAAAAAAACAUGGACAGAAAGAAAUCCACGGAAAGGUGGGUUUUUUUAUCCCCAAACCUACAGACACUCGGUGUUUGUAGCCGUGAUUCGCCCUGCCAGGACUUUGCAGGAUGCUCCCGACUGGAGAUUUCCGGAUGGCACAGUCGGAACCGUGGCUGCACCGGGUCCUUUCUCCCCAAGGAGAGAGAAGCCACCAGGCUCUGGCAACCAGUGCCUGGCAGGCCCUUUGGAAAGGUGAUGUCAUUAUUAUUAUUAUUAUUAUUAUUAUUAUUAUUAUUAUUAUUAUCAUCCUGUUUGUAAAAAAGCAAAAUCCUCUAUCAGGAAUAUUCCAAAUUUGUGUCUAUUUUUCUAAUUAAAGAUUUGAGCUAAUCCAA